AACGUGUAUGAACGUCAACGCGGUCCGUCAACGCAUCCCUUACAAGUUUGCGGCAGAACCUGAGGAUGAACACAUUUUAGAUGAACAAGAGCAAGAGCAAUUAGUUGAACGCUUUCGGCGGCAGAAUAAUGCCUCUAACCAACGACAUCUCAUAGGCCUGCAGAUCGUGGUUACAUUAUCAUGCCUACUCCACGUCAUCUACGCAUUCUCAGACCUCACCAGUCCUCUGGAAAACCUAUUUCCUUCAACGAUCCCUGACUCUCCGUUACCUCUCAGUCGUCCACUCGCCAUGAUAUCCGUCAUAUGUCACGUCAAUAUCAUUAUGGAUAUGGUACCAAACAACCCGUCCUUGAACGAGUUACACCUCCCCUUCAAGCUCGUCUAUAUACUGGCAUGGGGUGCAUUACCACCUUUCUUCUCUCUUCUUGUCGGAAAGUCAUGUAACACGACGGCAUGGUGGUGCUUUUUGGAAAUCGUCUCUGGGCUUGUCUUCUUCGUUCGCAGGUGGAUCGGACAAGCCGACGCAAAUAUCACGGGUUUGCAGAAAAUAAGGUAUACUGCUUCAGGCGCAUAGUUUCGUUCUGCUUCGUGCUCUUUACAUCGUGCAUUGAUCGCUCUGUAGGCGCUGGGUGCUGGGCGAUUAUUCACGAGAUACUUUUUCUCGCCAAAGCCAAUGUUACCGAGUCAUAUGUGGAUAUGAUCAUAAUGUAUUGAUAAUUGGCCUCUCGAAUGGACCGUUCUG
This is a messenger RNA of Coniophora puteana RWD-64-598 SS2, 742 nucleotides long. RefSeq lists its product as uncharacterized. The transcript has 3 exons. The record is from RefSeq and is a predicted model, not a curated record. Lineage: Eukaryota; Fungi; Basidiomycota; Agaricomycetes; Boletales; Coniophoraceae. Bases 8 to 574 code for a protein of 188 amino acids.